AUGAUUAUGUUCCCUAGAGCUGCAAAAAAACGUAAGGAGGCCAACAAGGCACGCGCUCAAGCCCUACUGGCUAAUGCUCAAAGGCGAAAGGCGGCCACAAACCAACGUAGCAGACCGGACCGUAAUGAGGUCGAAGAGGAUCCUGACACACUUCGCCUUCGAAGUCGGAUGCAACGGGCUAUGGAAGAAGCUGACCUGGAAGCAGAGAUUUCUGACGACGCCUCAGAGUUCGCCACACCAGCUGAUGGACCCCUCAACCUCUCGGAACGCUCAGGACAUCCGAAUCCAGUUGCUGAGUUCAUUGAUGCAUAUGGAGAAGGCGAUGAAGAUGGCGAAGCGUCUCACAUGAAAAUUCUGAAAGUAUGGACGACUUGCAAACUUCCUGACUCGGUAUUCGCUGAGGCCGCUGCAGAAAGGACACGUCUUAUUACAGAGAGGGGAGGGAUGAACAACUGGAGCGUAGCCGAGCCGCCGGCGGAGUCCAAGAUAAGCGAAGACCACUCGGAUUCUCGAAUUGUCAGGACGCUCCCAAACACUUUACUCCUGGAUCCGGCUCCGGCAGCGGAGUCUGUCAAGAAACUGCUGGAAACUGCCAAUCAGCCAAGGCCAAGGGCUUUCAACGGAAAGCAGCUUAUCUCGCGGCGGCAAAACGAAGCACCACUCUUCGCCCCGCAUCGAGUUUCUCAAUCUUGGAUCGGCGAUGAGUCCUCCGCACAACUUUCAUGGCCUGCUGUGAGACUUUGA
Molecule: messenger RNA, 744 nt
Organism: Cantharellus anzutake
Lineage: Eukaryota; Fungi; Basidiomycota; Agaricomycetes; Cantharellales; Hydnaceae
Exons: 4
Coding region: 1-744 (247 amino acids)
Source: RefSeq, a predicted model, not a curated record